AUGCCGACGCAGGCGCGUGCCUUCCACGCCACCGUCCUCCGAACGCAACAACAGCCGCAAUCGUCGUCCUCGUCGUCCUCGUCGUCCUCUACACCACCGCCGCCGCCGUCAGAAGAACAAUCCAAGAAGGCUGAGGCGCAGGCAGGCGCCAAGGAGGGUGCCGCCGCCGAGGAGCAGCAGAAGACCGAGAAGGAGGCCAAGGACGGCCAGGAGGGUGAAGGCAAGGAGGGCGAGGGCAAGGGGGGUGAGGGCGAGGAUGGCAAGGCCAAGGAGGACAAUGAGGCCGCGCCGCCACCGCCGCCCCACGGCGACAAGACCCCGUGGCAGGUCUUUUUGGAGACCAUGCAGUCCGAGUUCAAGCAGUCCAAGGAGUGGAACGACUCCACCAAGGCCUUGGCCGAGGGCGCCCACCAGUUCACCGAGAGCGAGUCUGUGCAGCGCGCACGCAAGGCCUACGAGGCGACCUCGGGCGCCGUCUCCUCCACCGCGUCCACGGUGAUCAAGUCCACCGCCACCACCAUCGGCAAAGGUGCCGCCUGGACCUGGGAGACGCCCGUCAUGAAGGGCGUGCGCGCCGGCGCCAACGCGACCGGCGAGGUGCUCGACAAGGCCACCAAGCCCAUCCGCGAGACCGAGGCCUACAAGAACGUCAAGGACGUCAUUGACGACGGCAGCAGCUCGCGCUACGGCGGCUGGGCCGACAAGGAGGAGCGCCGCCAGCGCCGCGAGAAGUGGCGCGCCGCGCAGGGCGCCAACGGGGCCCCCGAGGUCUUUGAGGAAAACCCGGACGCAGGCACCAACGUCACGGUGCACAAGGACGCCGCCUGGAAGGAGGCGUGGCGCGGCUUCAAGGACUCGAACAAGGUGGUCCAGGGCUUCUUCAGCAUGAAGGACGUCUACAACGAGUCGGAGAACCCCCUGAUCUCGACGGCCCGCAGCAUCACGGACCGAGUGGCCGGCUUCUUUGCCGAGAACGAGACCGCCAUGGUCAUCAAGAAGCUGCGCCAGAUGGACCCGGCCUUCCAGCUCGAGCCGUUUCUGCGCGAGCUGCGCGAGUACAUCCUGCCCGAAGUGCUGGAUGCCUACGUCAAGGGCGACGUCGAGACGCUCAAGCUGUGGCUGUCCGAGGCCCAGUACUCGGUCUACGAGGCCCUGACCAAGCAGUACCUGACGGCCGGCCUCAAGUCGGACGGCCGCAUUCUUGACAUCCGCCACGUCGAUAUUCUCAAGGCCCGCAUGCUCGAGCCCGGCGAGAUCCCCGUGUUCAUCAUCACCUGCCGCACGCAGGAGGUGCACGUCUACCGCCAGGUCAAGACGGACGAGCUGGCGGCCGGUAUGGAGGACAAGGUGCAGCUGGUGACGUACGCCAUUGGCAUUACGCGCGUGCCCGAGGACGUCAGCAACCCCGAGACACGCGGCUGGCGGUUGAUUGAGAUGCAGAAGAGCGGCCGCGAUUACAUCUAA
Messenger RNA from Sporothrix brasiliensis 5110, 1464 nucleotides. Its product is annotated as mitochondrial inner membrane translocase subunit TIM44. NCBI's taxonomy places the organism in Eukaryota, Fungi, Ascomycota, Sordariomycetes, Ophiostomatales, Ophiostomataceae. Gene Ontology annotation, biological process: protein import into mitochondrial matrix. Gene Ontology annotation, molecular function: protein-folding chaperone binding. The coding region runs from base 1 to 1464 and encodes 487 amino acids. The record is from RefSeq and is a predicted model, not a curated record. The transcript has a single exon. Gene Ontology annotation, cellular component: mitochondrial inner membrane.